AUGAAGAAUCCAGUACAGAUAAUGGGAACUGAAGAACAAGCCUCCGACCGGAAUGUGAGCGGGUCAGUUUUUGGUGCUCUGCAGGACAGACGUGGCAUCCCACAGUUGGACAUGCGACAGAGGCGCGGACUGUACAUGCGGGAGAGGACGAACGUGGCACUGACGACGCAGUUCCAGUGCAGUGCGGCAGAACCAACAGUAGAGCCAACAGCAGAAGCAACAGCAGAACCAACAGCAGAACCAACUGCAGAAGCAACAGCAGAACCAACAGCAGAAUCAACUGCAGAAGCAACAGCAGAACCAACAGUAGAUCCAACAGCAGAAGCAACAGCAAAAGCAACAGCAGAAGCAACAGCAGAAGCAACAGCAGAAGCAACAGACGAAUCAACUGCAGAAGCAACAACAGAACCAACAGUAGAGCCAACCGCAGAAUCAACAGCAGAAGCAACUGCAGAACCAACAGCAGAAUCAACUGCGGAAGCAACAGCAGAACCAACAGUAGAGCCAACCGCAGAAUCAACAGCAGAAGCAACUGCAGAACCAACAGCAGAAUCAACUGCGGAAGCAACAGCAGAACCAACAGUAGCGCCACCCGCAGAAGCAACAGCAAAAGCAACAACAGAACCAACAGCAGAAGCAGCAACAGAACCAACGGCUGAAGCAACAGCAGAACCAACAGCAGAAUCAACUGCGGAAGCAACAGCAGAACCAACAGUAGAGCCAACCGCAGAAGCAACAGCAAAAGCAACAACAGAACCAACAGCAGAAGCAACAACAGAACCAACAGCAGAAGCAACUGCAGAAGCAACUGCAGAAGCAACAACAGAACCAACAGUAGAGCCAACACCAGAGCCAACAGCAGAAUCAACAGAAGAACCAACAGCAGAAGCAACAGAAGAACCAACUGCAGAAGCAACAGCAGAACCAAUAGCAGAAUCAACUGCAGAAGCAACAGUAGAACCAACAGCAGAACCAACAGUUGAACCAACAGCAGAACCAACAGUUGAGCCUUCAGUAGAGCCAACAGCGGAAGCAAUAGCAGAAGCAAGAGCAGAGACAGCCAAAACAGAAGUAGUUGCCGCGGAUAAGACAGCGGCUUAUGCGCACACAUCAAUGACACCGGAAAACGACUACACUUCGAAUGUACCUAUCUAUACAACUACAGAGAAACCACUUGACUAUUAUGGGGAGCACCAUUCAACUCACACAACCAAGGAUCAGCAGCCUCCAUUUUUCGUCUUCGAUAAAACAACAGGGCCGUCGACAGCAAGUAGUACAUCGGUUGGAGUAGUAACAACGCCAGCAACUACUGUAAUUAUGACAGCCACGUCUGAGUCCGUCGCUGUACCGAAGGUCGCCUCACCAGCUGUGGAUUCCGCGAGAAUAGAACCAGCGGCUAAAACCACGAAAGACAGCGGAAAGAUGACUGGCACAGAUCUACCCAGUACGAUUACCCCAGCAACAGAACAUACCACGUUCAUAGAUACCACGGUCGAACAAACGACGAUAUUUAAGUUUGAGAUUGUUCACCGAACUCAACCACCUACAGCUGCUAAGUCAUCGACCACGCCGGAGACGACAGAAGCUACAGCACCGUCAUCUAGCGAAACUCCUAAAAUGAUUACAGCAACGACGACAGAGGAAUUUAGUACACCCAUCACAACGCCCACAGCAACCACGAUGCAGCCAACCAGUGAAGCUAUUACAACAACCCCAGCUACACGACCGGUAACUCGCGUUUUGACAUCAAGGCAUCCGGCAACUAGACGCCCACCAACCACUGACUCAUGGUCCACAGAAGACGUGAAGAUAUAUAGCCAUGCCACCACGUAUACAGCCGAACCAACGUACCCUCCCCUGACAUUUCCUCAGAACAAUGGUAUAACCGUGGUGUGUCCACCCGAGACGUUUCAAUGCAACCAGGGUGGUUACAGUUUCACCGACUGUUUGCCAAAUAAUUAUCGUUGUGAUGGCGUUGUUGACUGUUCGGAUGGCACCGAUGAGUUAUACUGUAUGAGUGAGAACUGCGCCGAUAACUUCAUGUGUAACAGUUCUCAGUGCAUCAACAAACACUACCUGUGCGAUGGCAUCUGGGAUUGCACAGACGGAAGCGACGAAAUGCCUGUCUGCGAAGAGAAGAUGUGCACUGAGGAAGAGUACAAGUGUUCAGACGGCUACUGCAUACCGAGAACGUGGUUGUGCGAUGGUGAAUACGAUUGCGCCGGAAAGGAUGACGAGAAAGCGUGCUACAACCUUCCCGAGGAAUGUGAGGCGGGUCAGUUUUGGUGCUCGCAGGACAGGACGUGCAUUCCCCACAGUUGGACAUGCGACAGAGUGCCGGACUGUACAUCGGGAGAGGACGAAGUAGACACAUUGUGUGCGUGCACUGACGACCAGUUCCAGUGCAGUGCGGGUGGCUGCAUUGGUCUGUCCGAGCGCUGCGAUGGGCAGCCGAACUGUGACGACGGGUCCGAUGAAUGGGGUUGUGUGAAGCUGCAUCAAUCCGGCAUCGUGCAGGUGCUACACUCGGACGAACGCUUGUUGCCCGUGUGCAGCGAUGGGUGGACACGCGACUGGGCACACACCGUCUGCCUACAGCUUGGAUAUAGCGCCGCAAUAGAAUCAGAAGCGGUGCCCAUCGAAGGAACAAACAGCAGCUUCCGCGUACGACCAGAGAGCGAUCCUUUCCUCACGUCAAACCUUGAAUCGGCUGUUACGCUAAGCGGUAGCUGUGCAUCGUACGCGCGAAUCGCCUGCGAGCAGCACAGCUGCGGUGCCUUCACCGGACCGAGCCCGCGUCGGCGGCAGAAGCGGGUCGUCGGCGGACGUCAGGCGCUCGACGGUGAGCUGCCCCCCAUCGCCAUCAUCUAUCAUCUGGAGACGCAGCAGAUCUGCGUCGGUACUAUCAUCUCGCCCGUGUGGCUUCUCACGUCUGCGCGCUGUAUCUCCAAGAUUGACAAGAACCCAGGAGGCUAUGCGGUGGCUGCCGGCGCGUCAUUCCCAAAUCCAUCCAACCCGAACACACAGCUUAGAACCAUCCACAGAAUCAUCACCAACGCCAGGGCGCAUUACACGAGAUUUUUCCCCGACUAUGACAUCGCCAUAAUACAGCUGGCAUUGCCGUUCAACCUCAACGAGUACAUUCAGGCAGCCUGCCUGCCGAACGAACCCGCAUCGCAAACUGACACAUGUCUGACUGCCGGAUGGGGCUUCACCAAUCCGGGAGGAAUUUCGGGCUCUUUCAACACGCACCUGAACUUCAUGACGGUGCCCGUCGUCAGCAGCGACAGCUGUAACGAGACGAAGCACUACAACGGCCACCUAACGGAGCGAACCGUGUGCGCUGGCUACCAACAGCAAGACAAGGCACUGUGCGAUCACGACGAAGGAGCGCCUCUGCUGUGUCAGGACUCGCCCGAGGCGCCGUGGCAAGUGAAGGGAGUGCUGAGCAGCCAGCACAAGUGCGGUCUCUCCCGACAGCCCUCCAUCUACGCCGACGUCGCCAGCAUGGCAACCUGGAUUCGAAGCAUCAUCUACAGAUAGAAGCCCUUUACAUGUCUAACGAUACAUAACAACAAGAAGACAGCAAAGAGGAAAUGCCGUUUUCCGAAUACCACGUUGAUGCUAGUUCUAUAGGGACUCAUGAGAAAGGCUACGCAUACAGAAUUAUUUCACUAUUGCACUGGAAGUACGUUUACGUAACAUUACCAACCGCCUAAAACUAGUGUCAACAGGGUAAACACUAUAUAUAUAUAUAUAUUAUAUAUAAUUAUAUAUAUAUGUAAUACGGAAGAUAGUUCUUCUGGUGGAUGUACGGUUGAUGACCGCGCGUUGAACGCGGUUGAUGAACGCGCGUUGCUGACCGAUCGCAAUUCUCUGCACACGGGUUCAGCUCGUUGAAAUGCGCAGCGAGUCGUGCCGCCGGCUCUAUAUAUGUGACACGAUAGAAGCAGAGGGCGGUCUCACCGUCGCAACCUGUUAGAAUUAAAGUAACGAAGCAGCAGGUGCUUGGGACCAAUGACCGGACGGUGCUUUACAGAGCAUGCACGCCCCCCCCCCCGCCGCUCGUGUAUGUGUGUGUGUGUGCGCGCGCGCGCGCGCGCGUGCGUGCGU
Priapulus caudatus is the source of this 4113-nucleotide messenger RNA. RefSeq lists its product as uncharacterized. The transcript has 14 exons. Gene Ontology annotation, cellular component: plasma membrane. Gene Ontology annotation, molecular function: protein binding; serine-type endopeptidase activity. The coding region runs from base 1 to 3543 and encodes 1180 amino acids. NCBI's taxonomy places the organism in Eukaryota, Metazoa, Priapulida, Priapulimorpha, Priapulimorphida, Priapulidae. Gene Ontology annotation, biological process: proteolysis. The record is from RefSeq and is a predicted model, not a curated record.